UCUAAAACUAUAUAUUUUUUUGAUCAAUAAGCAAUGGAAUCCAGAAUUGUAACUAGGAGUUGCAAAAAUUAUUGAUCACACAAAAUGGAAUUGGAAAAGACUGCUGAUGUGGCAAAGAAGAAAUAUUUGCCAAUGAAAUUAUGUUUCAAACCGAAAGUUCUUAUUGGAAACUCCUAUAUACAUAUUGGAUUGCCACCAAAAAUCACGCCAGUUGUGGCAUCAAAAUUUUACAGUACUUAUCAAGAUGAUCCAAUAUCUGAAGAAAAAAUUGAAAAAAUACGAAAAGAGUUAGAAACUGCUUCACCAAAAGAAAAAUAUGAAAAACCAUUAACAGAAAACCAGAAGUAUGGCUGGUACAAUCAAAAUUUUUCCAACAUUACUCAAGAAGAACAAAUGGAAAAAUAUUUAGAUUUUCGAAUGAAGAAAAAUCAAUUCAUCAUCGAACACUUGAUGAAUUAUGCAAAAAUUAGGGAUUGAAGGGAUAUGAAUUAUGACGUUACUCACCUGUUCUAGAACCUUCUCUAGUAGCUCCUAAAUCAGCAUCAACAGUACCGGCAGAUGUCUCAAUAUUUUCAUCUGCUUUUACAAAACCUGGAGAAAAACAAAAAAAUGUUCGAAUUAAAAAUUUCUCGCAUAAAACUCCCAAUUAUAUAUCCAAAAUUCCAGUUCUAGAGGAUAAAACUUACCAAUUAAAAAUAGUAAACAUACUCCUAACAAGAGAAAAUUCUUCAUUUUGAAAAAUCCACACAUACAAUUGGAUAUGAAUUAAUUAACUUCACACUUAAACAAAAGACAACUAAUUGAAUGAAAUUGGAUAUUUGUGUUGCUUCCUACUGAAAUCCAAUAUCAAA
This is a messenger RNA of Harmonia axyridis, 851 nucleotides long. RefSeq lists its product as uncharacterized. The transcript is spliced from 3 exons. Bases 85 to 477 code for a protein of 130 amino acids. The record is from RefSeq and is a predicted model, not a curated record. Lineage: Eukaryota; Metazoa; Arthropoda; Insecta; Coleoptera; Coccinellidae.